AUGGGUUUGCUGCAUCGUGACAGGAAGAGAGAGGCACUGGUGUGGCUGUUGCCCGGAGUGCUUGGAGUCUGCAUGGCAUUUGGCCCCAGUAAAGCGGAGGAGGAAGAUUACGAGGACGUCCCCAUAAAUAAAACUUGGGUGUUAUCUCCCAAGGUUUAUGAGAGCGAUGUCACCCUCAUCCUAAAUAAAUUGCUACAGGGCUAUGACAACAAACUCAGGCCGGACAUCGGCGUAAGACCCACUGUGAUUGAAACUGCUGUUUACGUAAACAGUAUUGGUCCAGUGGACCCCAUUAAUAUGGAGUACACGAUAGACAUCUUCUUUGCCCAAACGUGGUACGACAGUCGGUUGAAAUUCAACAGCUCCAUGAAGCUCCUCAUGCUUAACAGCAACAUGGUGGGAAAGAUCUGGAUUCCCGACACGUUUUUCCGCAAUUCCCGCAAGUCCGACGCCCACUGGAUCACCACGCCCAACCGGCUACUCCGUCUCUGGAGCAAUGGGAGAGUGAUGUAUACUCUGAGGUUGACUAUAAAUGCGGAAUGCUACCUUAAGCUGCAUAACUUUCCUAUGGACGAACACUCCUGCCCACUGGAGUUUUCAAGCUAUGGAUAUCCAAAGAAUGAGAUUCAGUACAGGUGGCAGCGUCGUGCAGUUGAAGUGGCAGACCAGCGAUACUGGAGGCUCUACCAGUUUGCCUUUGUUGGCCUUCGGAAUACCUCAGAUGUUGCACACACACAGUCGGGCGAAUACGUGAUCAUGACGAUCUUCUUCGACCUGAGCCGACGGAUGGGCUACUUCACCAUUCAAACCUACAUUCCCUGCAGCAUGAUCGUGGUUCUGUCCUGGGUGUCCUUCUGGAUCAACAAAGACGCUGUGCCCGCCAGAACCUCUUUAGGUAUUACCACCGUGCUAACCAUGACAACUCUCAGCACCAUAUCCAGGAAGUCACUGCCUAAGGUGUCCUAUGUGACCGCCAUGGACCUGUUUGUGUCCGUCUGCUUCAUUUUCACGUUUGCCGCUCUAAUGGAGUACGGGACGCUGCACUACUUCACCAGCAACAGACAAAACAAGAAGACCAAGACUAACAAUGCACCGAAAACCAGCAUGGUGAACAUAAGGCCGGGGACAUCGCUGCUGCAGAUGAACAACAUCGCCCCCUACCACGAGGAGGAAGACUACGCCUACGAGUGCCUGGACGGGAAAGACUGCGCUAGUUUCUUCUGCUGCUUCGACGACUGCCGCUCUGGGGCGUGGCGCGAGAACAGGAUGCAUGUCCACGUGUCAAAAAUCGAUUCCUAUUCCCGAAUAUUCUUCCCCACUGCGUUCGGCCUCUUCAACCUCGUCUACUGGAUCGGGUACCUGUAUCUAUAA
Messenger RNA from Chanos chanos (milkfish), 1371 nucleotides. It is a transcript of the gene gabrg1, whose product is annotated as gamma-aminobutyric acid type A receptor subunit gamma1. Gene Ontology annotation, molecular function: GABA-A receptor activity; extracellular ligand-gated monoatomic ion channel activity. The record is from RefSeq and is a predicted model, not a curated record. The transcript has 9 exons. Gene Ontology annotation, biological process: chloride transport; gamma-aminobutyric acid signaling pathway; monoatomic ion transmembrane transport. Gene Ontology annotation, cellular component: membrane. Lineage: Eukaryota; Metazoa; Chordata; Actinopteri; Gonorynchiformes; Chanidae. Bases 1 to 1371 code for a protein of 456 amino acids.